This is a messenger RNA of Phymastichus coffea, 1596 nucleotides long. RefSeq names its product E3 ubiquitin-protein ligase PPP1R11. The coding region runs from base 524 to 892 and encodes 122 amino acids. NCBI's taxonomy places the organism in Eukaryota, Metazoa, Arthropoda, Insecta, Hymenoptera, Eulophidae. The transcript is spliced from 4 exons. Gene Ontology annotation, molecular function: protein phosphatase 1 binding; protein serine/threonine phosphatase inhibitor activity. The record is from RefSeq and is a predicted model, not a curated record. Gene Ontology annotation, cellular component: nucleus.
AGCACUGGGCGUCAUGGCGACGCAUGACGCAGGCGCAGUCAGUCAUAUCGCCUGUACUGAUAGAAAAAAACAAUAAUUUAGUGUUUAUUGCAAAACUACCACCAUUUUGCAUCGAGUAAAGAGUUUUUCUGCACUAUCAAAAUCGGCGCGAUCGAUUAAUGAACUCAAAUUGAUAAAAGAUCGGUUGAUUUUAAGAAAAAAAUUGUAAAAAAUUCGUCCAUUAUGAGUUUUUUAACAAUCACUCGUCAAUUAAGAAUCGCGGUAUUUUUUUAGUGACAGCUGCGUAACGAGCACAUCGCGCGGCAUUUUUUGAUAUAUCACUCUUUAAGGUUCCUGAUAUAAGCUUAGUAGGAUCCGAAGUGAGGUGCCACCUAAUUAAGUUGAUCAGGGAAAAUCGUCAGACCUAGCGCCGAUCAGACUGCCUGAUUGACAUUUCUCAUCGGGAAGUCCGCGGUUACAUUUAUUGAGUAUCACUUCGCUAGAAUAGAAAAAUUACGUUUAAACUCUCAAGAAUCUUCCUUAAAUGGAUAAACAAAUGUCGGCUGGACAGGCAACGUCAUCUCAAACCGAGACUGUUGUGGAUGGAGGAACACAGAAUGCUCCUACUGUCAGAUUACGUCUUCGAAAACCACGCUCAGAUAAGAAAGUACAAUGGACACAAGGAACUGUUGAUAACGAACAUUUAAAUAAGAAGAAAUCAAAAUGCUGCUGCAUAUAUGAGAAGCCCAAAAACUUUGGAGAAAGCAGUUCCGAAGACAGUGAAGACGAAUGUGAACACUGUCAUGGAAGUAAAAAGGGCCACAAAAAGUCUGAACCCACCAAUAAAGAUGAACCACCUGGUGAGAGCAUUCCAUCUGGUCCAGAACCAAUAGCGACUGGUGGAUCAGCUUGAAGAUUUCGUGGAUUUAAUGAUUUAAUCCCUUAUAAUAAUUGACGAAGCGCGAAUCGUGUGUCAAAUGUAAAGUCAUAACUAAGCGAUAUAUCUGACUGUGAUUUUGUUAUUUAUAUUUAUCUACAUAAAUGUUUCAAUUUUUUAAUAGUUAUAUGAAGAUGAUGAAAUCAAAUUUAUCAACUACUAAUAAAGCAAAUACGUUUUCGUCCAUUCAACUUCAAUUUAAUAUAAAGUUUUAAAUAUUGUUUAAAAAAAAACUAUCUUUGUAAUCAUAACAAUAAUAAUAAUAAUAAUAGUAAUAAUAAUAAUACGUAGAAACAAUGUAAGUAAAUCGUUACAUGCUAAUAAAACUUAAACUAAAAAAGUUCAAUGGUUCAUCAAAAACAUAACGUAGAAAAUAAUUUAAACCUACUAUUUUUCCAGUUUUUAAUAUUUCAAUCAAUAUUUGCUUCUAUCAGUUUAAAUCUAUCUGUUGUACAAAAGUUAAUAUAAGUCUUUACGAACAAAUGAAAAGCAUUAAUAAAUUGUACAAGUUUGCAAAAAUAUGAAGUAUAUUAUUAGGAAAACAUAAAAGUUACACAUCUUACAAUAUUCUCCCCAAAACUAAAUAUUUAUAAUAUCCGCAACUCAUAUAAAUAACAUUCCAACAAUAGAUUUUAAUUUACUACACUUUUAAAAAUGAACAAGCAUUUUGAAAGUAUAAG